CCUAUAACUACAGGCAGCAGCUUUACCACCGAUAUCAUCAGGCUUUGCUUCAUAGAAGCAGAAAGGAAAAUAACGUCUUGAAUUGCUGACAGGGGCUGCAGUUUGUCAAUCCCGCAACAACAACAACAACAACAACAACAACAACAACAACAGAAGGGCCCUAUUUUCCCCGUCGUACAACCUGCGACUUGCCUCGUCCUGUUCAAGCGAGUCCGACGCAACCCACCGUGUGGUUCCAUCAUCGGCGCGACCGACCACUGACUAGUGACCGACCACCCUAUCUCCUGGGACUCUGCCCACUAGCACACUAUCAUACUACCAAGCCAGAGACACCUCGUGAAGCACUCGCCAUGGGCCUUCCCUGGCGUUUCAUGUCCAUAAGCUCUCUGGCUACCGCCAUCUUCCUGGCCUCCCAGCAUCCGCACCGCUCAAAAUGGGAUUUCCUGGCCACCUUCACGGCCACCUGGUCCCUUUUGUUCCUGGCUUGGGCCGUUUGGGCCGUCUUCCUCUGGCCCAAGCUCUUCUCUCCUCUGCGAGGACUGCCCGGGCCUGAGGGGGGGCACUGGCUCAUGGGCCAGUAUCACACCAUAAGAAGCCAGCCUAGCGGGCGCCCCCAGACAGAAUGGGUCAAUAACAUCCGCCACGACGGUCUCAUCCGCUACCUCUUCCUCUUCAACCAGGAGCGCGUCCUCGUCACGUCCCCCAAGGCCUUGGCCGAGGUACUGGUUACUCGUAAUUACGACUUUGUGAAGCCCGCCGCCGUGAGGUGGUCCGUCAGCACCAUCCUCGGCGUCGGCCUCCUCCUUGCCGAGGGCGAUGAACACAAGCUGCAGCGCAAGAAGCUCAUGCCCGCCUUCGCAUUCCGCCACGUCAAAGACCUCUACCCCGUAUUUUGGUCCAAAUCUGUCGACGGCGUCCGCGCCAUGACUGAGCAGAUCCUCACCGACUCUAACAAGACUGAUGAUGAUCCGACCUCAACAACGACCCCGCCCACCGCCAUGUCUGUCCUCGAGAUCGGCGCCUGGGCUUCGCGCAUCACCCUCGACAUCAUCGGUGUCGCCGGGCUCGGCCAUGACUUUGGCGCCAUCCGCGAUCCCGACAACCCCCUGGUCGUCACCUACCAGCGCGUCUUCAAGCCGUCCCGACAAGGCCAGCUCCUCGGUCUCCUCGGUCUUUUCCUGCCCGGCCGGCUCGUCCAGAUGCUCCCCGUCAAACGCAACGAAGACGUCGUCCAGGCCUCCCGCGUCAUCCGCUCCACCUGCCGCGACCUCAUCCGCGAGAAGAAGGAGAAGCUGGCCCAAAAGCAGCUCCCCGACAUGGACAUCUUGUCCGUCGCCCUGGAGAGCGGCACCUUCACCGACGAGAACCUCGUGGACCAGAUGAUGACCUUCCUCGCCGCCGGCCACGAGACCACCGCGAGCGCCAUGACCUGGGCCGUCUACAUGCUCUGCCUCCACCCGGACGUGCAGUCGCGUCUCCGCGCCGAGAUCCGAGCCCACCUCCCCUCGCCCGACCACCACCCGGGCUCCGACUCGGCCACCGUCACCGCCAUCGACAUUGACCGCCGCCUGCCCUACCUCUCCGCCGUCUGCUCCGAGGUCCUGCGCUACUUCGCCCCCGUGCCCAUGACCCUCCGCGAGGCCGCCGUCGAUACCAGCCUCAACGGCCAGAAGAUCCCCAAGGGCACCCGCAUCAUGCUCUGCCCGUGGGCCGUCAACAAGGACGUCUCCCUGUGGGGGGACGACGCCGGCGUCUUCAAUCCGGAUCGGUGGCUGGCGUCGUCCGGGCCGUCGGCGGCCGGCGAGAACAGCGAGGGGGACGGCGGCGGGGAGAAGGCCACGACGAGCGGCGGCGCGAGUAGCAACUACGCCUUCAUGACCUUCCUUCACGGGCCCCGGAGCUGCAUUGGGCAGGGCUUCGCCAAGGCCGAGUUUGCCUGCAUCCUUGCUAGCUGGAUCGGGCGGUUCGAGUUUAGCUUGAAGAACGAGGAAGAGUAUGACGAGAAUAAGGUGGAUAUCAAGUACGGUAUUACGGCGAGACCUGCGAAGGGGUUAUAUGUGAAUGCCACUGUGGUUGAGGGGUGGUGAAGACAUGUGUGAAAACGUCCCUGGGCAUGGCGCGGUUAAUGUUUAGAUAAUUAAGUGUAGGGGGGGGGGCGAUGUUAUGUAACGAUGAAUUAUUACGAGACGGGUUAAAUUGAUACCUAAAGGUACCUUAGGUUCUUCAUAUAUCUAGGUACCUUGUGUAUCUACUGAGUUACGAGCUACUCGGUGUCAUUUGGGAGUACUAUGUGUUUGUAUACCUAGUAUGAGGACGUACUCGGGGC
Messenger RNA from Sodiomyces alkalinus F11, 2326 nucleotides. Its product is annotated as cytochrome P450. Lineage: Eukaryota; Fungi; Ascomycota; Sordariomycetes; Glomerellales; Plectosphaerellaceae. Gene Ontology annotation, molecular function: monooxygenase activity; oxidoreductase activity, acting on paired donors, with incorporation or reduction of molecular oxygen; iron ion binding. The coding region runs from base 351 to 2087 and encodes 578 amino acids. The transcript is spliced from 2 exons. The record is from RefSeq and is a predicted model, not a curated record.